Messenger RNA from Leguminivora glycinivorella, 766 nucleotides. RefSeq names its product probable DNA-directed RNA polymerases I and III subunit RPAC2 (gene l(2)37Cg). The coding region runs from base 355 to 705 and encodes 116 amino acids. Gene Ontology annotation, biological process: DNA-templated transcription. The record is from RefSeq and is a predicted model, not a curated record. Gene Ontology annotation, molecular function: DNA-directed RNA polymerase activity; DNA binding; protein dimerization activity. Lineage: Eukaryota; Metazoa; Arthropoda; Insecta; Lepidoptera; Tortricidae. Gene Ontology annotation, cellular component: RNA polymerase I complex; RNA polymerase III complex. The transcript is spliced from 3 exons.
UGACGCCAAAGUAAACUUUAUUCAAGAAAAGAUCAACAACAACACAAAAAGUUAAAUAACAAUGACGGAAUUAGAGUGACGGAUAAAGAGCAUUGUGCAAUACAUAUUUUCCUACUUAUUUUUUGGAAAAGCUGGUGGCCUAGUGAUAAGAUGCGACUUUCAAUUCGGAGGUCGCAAAACGAAUGAGUUUUUCGCAACUUAUGUGCGGAAUGUCAUUUGAUACUUGCUAGUCGCUUUUCGGUGAAGGAAAACAUCGUGAGGAAACCGGACAAAUCCUAAUAAGGCCUUCGGGUUAGAAGAUCAGGUGGUAGUCGCUUUCGUAAAACUAGUGCCUACGCCAAAUGUUGGGAUUCAAUGAGCCGUGACAAAAGCCGAGAUAAUGCAAGUAGGAUAAUACUUAAACCGGCUCGUCUGAUGCUGCCUGGUGAUGAUGAGUCCUCACUCACUUGCCGCACCUACGUAUUCCAAGAUGAAAGCCACACAUUAGGGAAUGCUUUGAAAUGCAUUAUAAGUAGAUAUGAAGACGUCCAAUUCUGUGGCUACACAGUGCCACACCCUGCAGAAGCUAAGAUGCACUUCAGAAUACAGGCUCACGAGACAGCAGCACUAGAAAUAUUAAAGAGAGGAAUCAAGGACCUUGAAAAAGUCUGCGAUCAUACUAUCAACUUGUUUGAAAGUGAAGUAAAAGAAUAUUGUAAAACUUAAAGCAGUUGUUUUCUUUCGUUUAUUAACAAAAUUGUGUCAUCUAAUGCCUACAUGUGAAUUG